Vairimorpha ceranae is the source of this 5082-nucleotide messenger RNA. RefSeq names its product dopey-like leucine zipper transcription factor. Gene Ontology annotation, cellular component: endosome; trans-Golgi network. The coding region runs from base 1 to 5082 and encodes 1693 amino acids. The record is from RefSeq and is a predicted model, not a curated record. NCBI's taxonomy places the organism in Eukaryota, Fungi, Microsporidia, Nosematidae. The transcript has a single exon. Gene Ontology annotation, biological process: Golgi to endosome transport.
AUGUUUAUAAUAAUUUAUUUUGUAAAUAAAAACAUUAUGUUCUACCCUUUUAUGUCAAACAAAGAUGAAAGAUAUUUUAUAGAAAUAACAAAAAAGCUUGAAUCAUUUAAAAACGCACAAGAGUGGCCAGAUUUUAUAGCUUUACUUACUUCACUUGAUAGUACUAUUCAGACCUAUUCACUACCUUUUAUACCAAAAGUUGAAUUUUUAUGCAAAAGAUUAAAUCAAUGUUUAAAUCCUUUACUUCCUGCGGGAGUGCAUAAAAAAGUGCUUGAAACUUAUUCAAUUAUUUUUGAUACAAUAUCUGAAGAUGAACUAUUAGAAAAUUUUGGUAUUUAUACCUUAGGAUUAUUAAAGUUUGGCUGUCAUUCUAGAAUACUUGUAAUAAGUACAUAUCUAGAUUUAUUAGAAAAGUAUAUUAUUGUAUUAGGAGAAAAAAUAGAUUGUUUUACUAUAAACGUGUUAUAUGGAAUAUUACCGGCUAUAGAAUCAGAAGCAAGUGAAUGUUAUGACAAAGGUAUUGAACUUAUAAAAAAGUUUAGAGUAGAAAUUGAUGAAAAAAAGUUUUAUAAUUCUUUAUGGAUGAUUUUCUUACAAAAUAAAGAUCUAAGACAAUCUAUAAUAUUAUUUUUAAUGAAUGAAAAAAUAAACUAUGAUACAAUGAUUUCUGAUAAACUACUGGUCAUUAAAGCACUAAAAGAAGGGCUUAAAAGUGAUGAUCUUCUAAUACUUAGAGGAACCUUAAAUUUAAUUUUACACAUGUUUCCUUUAAAAGAAAAAAUAUUUUCUGAAAGCAUGAAUAGUGAUUUGUUAGAAGGAAUGUUUCUUAUCUUUGGGAAAAGGGAACAAAGUCUAAAUAAAAAAGUAUUUUCUUGGAUAAAUAUUGCAGAAGAUGAUGAAUUUACAGAUAUAAAAAUUGUUACAAAGACAUUAUUAAGGAUUUUAAAGACAAGACGUUUAACUUCACAAUUUUUUAAAAUUUUUACUACUUUGUCAGAUAAAGUAAAAUUAACAGAAAAAAUUUUAGAAGAUUUACUCUUUGAAGUUUUAGUUUAUUCUAAAAAUUAUAUUGAUGAUAAUAUUGAGGAAUAUACUAUUUUAGAAAGAGAUAAACCUUUAAAUCAGCAAAAUUUAAUUGAUAUAAGUAAAAUAUUUGUAACAACUGAUUUAGACAAAUUAUGGAAGGUAUUUUAUUUGGAACUUAAAAACUCAAUAACAAGUAUAAAGCAAGUUAAGCUAUCUAAAAAAGAUUAUUUGCCUAAUAUUUGUUUAAGAAAUAAAACAGAAGAAAAUGAAUCUAUAAGUAAAAUUAUAUUUCCUGAGAGUCAAAAUACAGUUUAUACAAGUCAAUCUAGAGGAUUUAAUGAAGAAAAGCAAAAUGAAAUCGAGAAAUAUAAAGAUGAGAAAAAAUUAGAAGCUGAUUCUUAUGAUAGUCAUAAAGACCUUUCUUUUAAGAUUUUAAAAAGUGUUGAUUCUCCUGAUGCUUCUGGUGAAAUGUAUGGUAAAGAGAGAUUGCCAUCUGAUGAUCUAGAAAUAACAAAAAGUUUACAAGGGAAUUUUAAUGAUUUACAAAAGUUAGAAGGGAAUUUUAAUGAUUUACAAAAGUUAGAAGGGAACUUUAAUGAUUUACAAAAAUUAGAAGGGAAUUUUAAUGAUUUAGAAGAAAAUUUUAGUGAUCUUAAUCUUGCAAAUAAUCUAACAUCAGAUAAUAUUUCAGAAACAUCAAAAAAUGAUAUAAGUUUCGAUUUAAAAUUUCCUCUUGAAGAAAACAAAAGUUCGAUCAACUUAAAUGAUUCAAGCUUGGUUUUAGAAGAUCAUUUAAAUGAUUCUAAUUAUGGAAUUAACGAAAACAUUUCGAAGAAAAAUAAUAAACGUAAAGAUAAGAAAAAAAUUAAGGAAAUAAAAGACAUCAAAUCACCAACAGAUGUUUUAUCGGUUGUUAAUUUUUGCAUAAAAAAUUAUUUAGUGUUUGAUAAUGCUGUUUUAUCCACACAUCUUCCACUUUUACUAAUAUUUGUUCUAGAAAACUACAUGUAUUUUGAUGAAGAAGUUAGAUACGAAUUUUUAAGUAAAAAUAUUACUAAAAUUAUCUUUACAGAACAAUCGAGCAAGACGUGUAAUAAUUUUUUUGAAUUGGUUGAUGAAUUUUACGUACAGGAAAAUGCAAGUGUUCUAAAAGAUAUUGAAUCUUGUUAUAUGUCAUUAAUAUCCAAGUAUUUAUUAAGGUAUUUAAAUGAUGCAAAUUAUUGUCUUAUAUUAGAUUUUUACACUAAUUUUAAAGAAAAUAAUAUUCUUCAAGACUUUGUUCAACCUUAUUUUAAUUGGAUGAUCAAACAAUCUUUAGAUGUUAUGCAAAAAUCAAUAUGUUUUUAUGAGGAUGUGAACACAGUAAACGGAGAUAUCCUUUUUAAAGAACUUUGGACACGAUUUAUUAAUGAAGAACAAGAUAAUGAAAAAUCUUAUGGAGAUGUAUGGAAUGUUUACAAUGAAAAUUAUAAUUCAUUAUUUAAUUUAUCUCAAACUACUAUUUCGUGCAGAUCAGAAUCCUUAGAAUCAGAUAUUCUUAUUUUAAAUAAUUGUGACAUGUCACAGGAUAAUAAAAAACAGAUAGUUAUAUUGAUCUAUGAAUAUAAUAGAAUUUUUAAACAAAGAUACGAGCGUAUACUUAUAAAAAAAGUUAAUGAUCUGAACAAACAGCAUAUUUGUUUAUUUUUAUAUUUCGUAAUGGAGCUACAGGCUGAUAAUUCACUUUAUUUCUAUAAUAUUUUCUAUUUGAUUAAUAAUAAGAUAUCUAAUCGUGAUCCAAUAUUGAUUUCAUUACUUAAAUCAAUUUAUAUAUUUAAAGGAAUAUUUUCAUUUAUCAUUGAUAGAUUUAUAAAUUCUAAUGUAAGAACAUUGAAUUACAUUUUUAUUGACAGACCAAAUAUUUCACAAAUCAAAGGGAUUUUAAAAUUAAUUGAAAAUUGCUUGUUCAAUUCUCAGAAAUUUAGACUAGAAUUGGUCAGUGAAUACUAUUGCGUAAAUGUACAAGAACUAACAGAAGUUAUAGGAUCUUUUAUGCCUGCAUACAAAAAUGUUCUUUUUGACAUUUUAAUUUAUAUUUUCUUAUGUGACAUUUCUUACAUAAAAGAUUCUAAAUAUUAUGAUUUACAUGAAAGUAUAAGAAAUAUUAAAAUUCAGUGUAUUAAAAUGAUACAAUUUAUGAUACAAUCAGAAAUUAUUAUAAAAAAUGAUAUUCUUACAGUUGAUUACAAUAAAAUAUUAACUAUUUGUGAAAAAUAUAAGAAUGAUCCAGCUAUAAUUAUAUCUAUAGGAGAAUUAUUAAAAUUAAGAGAUGAUACAAAUAUAAUAAUGCAAUAUAUUGCAUUUAUAAAUAGUAAAUGCUUUUACUAUUUCGAUUUUCUAACAAUUAUAUUUUCUCUGGAUAUUAAACAGUUAAUAAUUAUUCUACCUCAUAUUUUAGACAAUUUAACAGAAGAAGGUUAUUCAUUUUUAAUAGCCAAUGAAAUUAUUAAUAAGAUGUUAGAUUGUAAUUCGAUAAAUUUUAAUUGGGCUUUUAUUGCAAAGAUGAUGAUACAAAAAUUUAUUAAUUUUUACAAUGUAACAUAUGUCAAGCCUAAUAAGGAAGAUAAUAAAGGAAUUGCAAGAUUUGAUUUUCACUUUCAAAAUCAAAAAGUAAAAGCAAUAUCUAAAAUAUCUGAACUAUUUUUUAAUACAUUCUCUGGAUACUUUAUUGAAUAUUUAAUUAGUUCAACAUUCUCACCACAAUAUAUUAUUAAUUUAUCUUUUAAAGAUAGACUGUAUGGUGAAAUUUUAUCAUCUUAUUCGAUAAAUCAAAGUAAAGCUUUUAAAUUUUUACUUAAAUUUGAUUCAAUUUGCUUAAACGUAGGAUUACUAGAGUUUUUUAAAAAGUAUAAACUAACACUCUAUCAAAUAGUCAAUUAUAGAACUUUUACUGAUGUAAAUACGCUUCUUUACUUGUUAAAAUUAUUUUCAAUAUUGCCUGAUGAACAUAAUCAAUUCUUAACAAUAAUUUAUCAAACAAUAAUGCACAUGCAAAGGGGAAAUUUAUCUAAAUCUGAUAAAAUUAUUUUAAUAGAAUUUCUGAGUCAUUUGGAAUACAAUGUAAAGAUUAAAAGUGCACUUCAGACUUUUUUAGGAUUUUUAUUUGAUCUUUUAAAAACAUCUGAUAAAAGCAUGAAGGUGUUUAUAAUUGACAUUUUAAUUAUUUUAUCUGAAAAUCCUACGAUUACUAUUCAAAGCAUGAAGCUUCAAUUAUUAGAAUAUUUAGGUAGUAAUGAAUUUUUUACAUUUAAAUUGAAAGAAAAGGGUUUUUUAUAUAAAAAAUUGUUAAAUUCAGAUUUAAAUAUUAUGGAUGAAUUAGUUUACAAAUUAGAAAGUAGCUUUUUUGUGUCACAGGUUUCGGAUAUCAAUAAUAAGUGUAAUGUGCUAAAAAGAAUAGCUUUUUUAAUAUUUUCAAAUAACUUUAAUCAAUUCGCAGGAUUUAAUUCAAAGUUUAUUGAAAUGUGUGUAGGUCUUUUACAACACAUUUCAAUUAAAGUUAGAAAACAAGCUUGGUUUCUUGUAAAAAUUUUAUGUGUGAAAAUUGACCACGGAAAAUUACUACCGUUAUUUCCUGUUAUUUUUACAGAAAUAUUGACAUUUAUAAAAACUAAUUCGUUAGAUAAUCCUGAAUAUUUGUUCAUUGUGAAAUUAUUAGAUGUAUUGUUUUUUUUAGAUAGCAAUGAAACCUUUGAAUUUAAAAAUAUUUGUCUUGGUACAGAAAUUAGUCAACGUUCUUAUGAUUCCACAGAUAAUUUUAAUGGAACAAAAAGUAAGUCUUUACCACUCUUUUAUAAAUUGUAUAAAAAGUUAGUAAAAAAUAAUGCUGAACCUACUUUUAACAGAAGACAGAUUUUAACAAAAAGAACACUAUUCUUUUCCUAUAAGACUGUAAAAUCCGAGGAUAUGCUUAAAUUUGUAAAAUAUUGUCCGUACUUUUACAAGAUGCAAGAUAUUAAAUCUUCAGUUAAUGAUAUUGACGUGUUAGAGAAAUUAAUAGUUAGUGAAUUUCAUGAUUAA